Messenger RNA from Leptonychotes weddellii (Weddell seal), 1872 nucleotides. NCBI's taxonomy places the organism in Eukaryota, Metazoa, Chordata, Mammalia, Carnivora, Phocidae. The record is from RefSeq and is a predicted model, not a curated record.
CCACACAUCCUAGAGCAAACCAAACGACUAUCCCAGAAUCUGUCAGUGGAUUACUUCGAUGAGCACAGGGACCCCUUCCAAAGACAGAGGGCCCUGAGCGCGGUCAGCAUCCUCACCAUCACCGUGCAGGAACAAGAAAAAUCACAGGAGCCUUGCCUCCCAUGUGGGGGAAACCUGGCAUCCAAAUACCUCGUGUGGAACUGUAGCCCCCAGUGGGUGUGCAUUAAGAAGGCCCUGAGAACCGUAAUGACUGACCCAUUUACUGAGCUGGCCAUCACCAUCUGUAUCAUCAUCAACACUAUCUUCUUGGCCAUGGAUCAUUACAACAUGCGCCGGAGUUUUGAUUCUAUGUUGCAUAUAGGGAAUUUGGUUUUUGCUGGCAUUUUCAUGGCAGAAAUGUGCCUAAAAAUUAUUGCGCUUGAUCCCUACAACUACUUUCGCCGAGGCUGGAACAUUUUUGACAGCAUUGUUGCUCUUCUGAGUUUUGCAGAUGUGAUGAACAGUACAGUUGCAGGGAAAAAAAAAAGCCUGCUGUUUUUCCGUCCCUUAAGAGUGCUGAGAGUCUUCAAGUUAGCCAAAUCCUGGCCAACUUUAAACACACUGAUAAAAAUAAUUGGCCACUCCGUUGGAGCCCUGGGAAACCUGACCGUGGUCCUGGCUAUUGUGGUCUUUAUUUUCUCAGUGGUUGGCAUGCAGGUCUUUGGCUCUAAAUUCAAUUCUAUAAAGAGCAAUAAAACAUCCUGUGGCCCUACAGCCCCAUGUUUACGACGGUGGCACAUGGGGGAUUUCUACCAUUCCUUUCUGGUGGUAUUCCGCAUCCUCUGUGGGGAAUGGAUUGAAAACAUGUGGGAAUGUAUGCAAGAAACAAAUCAAGCACUGUGCAUUGUCGUCUUUCUGUCGAUCAUGGUGAUAGGAAAACUUGUGGUACUCAACCUCUUCAUUGCCUUGCUGCUCAAUUCCUUCAGCAAUGAGGAGAGAGAUGGAAACUUGGAUGGAGAGUCCAAAAAAACCAAAGUCCAGUUAGCCCUGGAUCGGUUCCGCCGGGCUUUUUGCUUUGUAAUACAUACUCUUCAGCAUUUUUGUCACAAGUGGUGCAGGAGUCAAAACUUACCAAGGCAAAAAGAGGUGACAGGAGGCCCUGCUGCCAAAAGCAAAGACAUCAUUCCACUGGUCACAGAGAUGAAAAAGGGCCCAGAGAUGAGGGAGCAGCAUGACCGGACUUGGUUGGCCCCACUUGCAGAGGAAGAGGAUGGUUUUGAAUCUCCUGGUGAAAAUAAUGCACAGUGUGUCACACAACCUGAGGCUGGAAAACAGGCCUUUGAACUCCAUCAGGUGACCAAGAAGUCCAUAAGCCCAGGAGCUCAAAGUGUGGAAAUUGAUGUGUUCCCUGAAGAUGACAUAUGUUUGUCAGAAAAGGAUCCCCAAAAGAAGUGUGAUACUACCAGUGUGCUCUCAGAAUGUAGCACCGUCGAUCCACAGGAUCCCUUUGGGUGGGUGCCUGAAAUGAUUCCCAAAAAAGAACCAGAGAGAUGUUUUCCCAAAGGCCUGGGUCACUGCUUCCCAUGCUGUGCCAUGGACAAGAGAAAGUCCCCCUGGAUCAUUUGGUGGAACCUGCGAAAAACUUGCUACCAAAUAGUGAAACACAGCUUAUUUGAGAGCUUUAUUAUCUUUGUGAUUCUGCUGAGCAGUGGGGCACUGGUAUUUGAAGAUGUUCACCUUGAGAAACGACCCAAUAUCCAAGCAUUACUUAAUUGUACUGACCAUAUUUUCACAUACAUUUUUAUCCUGGAGAUGGGUCUAAAAUGGGUGGCCUUUGGAUUUGGGAAGUAUUUCACCAGUGUCUGGUGCUGGCUUGAUUUCAUCAUUGUGAUU